Paralichthys olivaceus (Japanese flounder) is the source of this 2712-nucleotide messenger RNA. Lineage: Eukaryota; Metazoa; Chordata; Actinopteri; Pleuronectiformes; Paralichthyidae. The record is from RefSeq and is a predicted model, not a curated record.
UUGUGAGAGUGACUCUGCUGCAGAAACACGAGGUGAAGCCGGAGAGAGGAUUAACUUGAUGACUCUUGAACAACAAUUCACAAACACGAUCUGAGCGGCCGACAGUGGGACACUUCCCUCCAUCAUCUUUGGAUCGGAGAUACAAAUGGAGGUAAUGCUGAUUCUAAAAUCUCCAUCUCUUCCCAACUCUUCCUCUCAGGACGCGUCUCCUCCUUCAUCACCAGAUGCUCAGGAAGAUCCAGAUCUCCAAGAAUCUUGCCCCCUGCAUCCCACCAUGUGUGUCACUGCUGCACCACCACCUCCACCUCCACCACCUCCACCUCCACCACCUCUCCCUCCUCCUCCACCCCCUCCUCCUCCUCUUACUGCCCCUUCGUUUGGCUCCCGUAAUGGCCAGAGAAGAUCCAUGAAAAAGCUGAACUGGGACACCAUCCCCAGCCAGCGCGUCCUGGGCAAACUGAACGUCUGGACGUCACAGCGGCCUCAGAGGGACCUGAGGCUGGACAUUCGGAGCAUGGAGGAGUUGUUCAGUCACGUUGACAAACGGGCAUCGCUGCGUAAUUCAAAGGUCAUGGGACAGAAGACGUCUGAUGGCACGCAGCUCUUUCCACAGGAACCUCAGGUCACAAUCCUGGACUCCAAAAAGAGCAUGAACAUCGGAAUCUUUCUCAGACAUUUCAAGAGGCCAGUGACGGAAAUGGUGCAGGACAUUCGUCAAGGUAACUGGCUCAGGUUCGGAACAGGGAAACUAAAAGAGCUGUGUAAACUGCUGCCAGAGGAAAGUGAGGUGAAGCAGCUGCUGUCAUUCAGUGGGAACCUCUCUGUGUUACCUGAGGCCGAUCAGUUCAUGGUGCAGCUGGUCAAAGUGCCGGGCUACGAGGAACUCCUGAAAAUGAUGGUCCUGAGGGAGGAAUUCUUUCCUCUCAUGGAGGAGGUGAAGAACUCUGUCGCUGUCAUGACCAAAGCAGCGAAUGAGCUGCUGGACUGUGAUGAGCUCCACUCCGUCAUUCGGCUGGUGUUAAAAGCUGGGAAUUACAUGAACGCUGGUGGUUACAGUGCCAAUGCCAUCGGCUUCAGGAUGACGUCACUGCUCAAGCUGGCAGACACCAAGGCCAACAAGCCGGGCAUGAACCUCAUGCAUUAUGUUGCCAAGCAAGCAGAGGACAUUGAUGACGAGUUGCUGACAUUUCCCAGCCAGCUUGAACACAUCGGGUUGGCAUCGAGAAUUUGUAAAGACGAGGUGAUCACAGACUUUGAGAGAGAGGUGAAGAAGAUCAAGGAAGUGAAGCUGUACAGCAGCAGACACCCCGGCCUCGUACAGCAGAUGGAGACGUUCUUCCUGAGGGCUAAUUUGAAGCUGGACGCUGUGGAGUCCUCCCUCCAGGAGCUAAAUUCUCUGAGCAACGCUGUCGCCGAGUAUUUCUGUGAAGACCCAGCGACCUUCAAAAUGGAGGAGUGCUGCUCCAUCUUUCACUCAUUCUGCAAACGCUUCGAUACAGCCGUACAGGAGAACCGAGAGCGAGAGGAGGCAGAGCAGAAGCGCAAGCGGAAAGAGAGCAUGCGAAUCGCAGCCAAGCGACGCUCCACAGUGUCUGGUCCAGCACCUGAGCCUAAUCCGGACUCCAGCCUGGAGUCGGCCUUGCACAGCUUCCUGUCCACCGUCCCGGAGGGAUUAUCCAGAUGUAGGCGGAACAUGCUGUCACCGAUCGUAGGAUCCCCCUCUGACCACGAUCCUCAGACUGGAAAAACUGAUGCUUCACCGUGUACCAGACGGGAGAGGCCUGAGAAGAAACAAGUCAAACUGCAGAAGGACAGCGAGCAAGUAACAGCGUUGGAAAACCGAGAGGAAGCUGAGAAGAUGCGUGAGAUAACUCGGAAGGUGCUUCGCUACCAAAACAGCAGGAGUAGCCUCGACGGGGACAGAGUUUCAGGCACUCCUCCUCACUUAGACCCUCCAGCUACUCCGAGCACCCCUCGACCCAGAACCAGAGACUUCUUCUUCGCCAACAAUGGGGACAUAGGCUCGCCGUGGACUAUCCUGAGCCCUUUGACCUGUUCCGAAAGAAAUGUCCCAAAGCAGAACAGACAAGCACACCCAAAGAGACUGUCACUGACACCUGGUGAGGACGAUGAAGGAGUCUGGGAGAGUCAUGUAGACAAUUGUCCUCCCAGUGGUGACAGGCGGACAUCUCCAUCUGGGGGCUCUGCGUCUGUGCCCGGGUGCCCCCAUCAGAGAGCCGUGUCGCAGGGACGGAUCCUCAGGUCUGCUUCCAUGGAUGAAACCAGGCAGUCUCCACUGGCUCGCUUCCGGCUGGGGGACUUGUUCCAGAGGUCAUAUUCCUCUGGGUCAAGGACAGAAAAUAUGGAGGACGAAAUUUCAGGAGUGUUUCCACUGCAUCGCGGCAAGGGGAGGAAUAACAUCGAGGGGCAAGUGAGCAGCAGCUCUGGGUUUAUAUCCUUCUUCAGACGCAUCGGAGGCCGGAGCAGGCCUGGUGACAUCGAAGAUCAAAACUUCACAGCAUCCAAAAAUUUUACUUAGUGACAGAAACUAAUUUUUAAAUGUCUGUUUAUUUUUGUCAAUGUGAUGAUUUUAACCUUCAGUGGAAGGCAAGCGAGCACUUGCUUUGGACUGUGAAGGCUGUGAUUUUUGGAAGUUGGGCCACGUUCAAAAAUUGUAAUCUAUUUUUGUCUUUUUUUCCGUGUGCAAUAAAG